GCUGCUCAGCGCGCCCGGGACGCAGAGCCAGCGUCCCAGGCGGAGGGCUGCUUUAAUAUGCCACAGCUGUCAAGGGCCACAGACGAACCUGGAGGGUCGUGGGCUGUAAGGAAUAGGGUAGUGGAUUUUGAAAGUGCGACAGGGAAUCGGUAAAGAAAUGUUUAGCUGGAGACAAAAAUGUCACAGGCUCAUCAAGAUUGUGUCACAUUCAUCUAUUCAUCUCCAGCCCUCAAGCUAAACAAAUUCAUCAAUGGACAGGUGAUUGCGAGAGCUGGGACCCAUGGUUUCUUUUGAAUCCACUCUUCCAACUUUUCCUGCUCUGGCUUUCAGGGAUAGGAACCCUUUCCAAAGAACCAAAAAUGAAGAAGUUCAAGGGCCCUGUGACAUUAAAGGAUGUUACUGUGGAAUUCUCCAAGUCAGAAUGGAAAUUACUGACUCCUGCUCAGAAGACCCUGUAUAAGGAUGUGAUGCUGGAGAACUAUAGUCACCUGGUGUCCGUGGGUUAUCGUGUCAGUAAGCCAAAUUUGAUCUUAAAGCUGAGGCAAGGGAAAGAGCCAUGGGUAUCGGAGGUGGAGUUUCCACGCAGGAGCCCCACUGAACACCUAAACAAUAAGCGUAACAUUGGAGCCAGACGCAAGGAAAACCGAGCUGGAAAUUCAAGGAAAGGGGAAACCACAAGACAAAAGAAAACUUAUCGACAGGAAGAAAGCUACGAGUGUAACAAAUGCGGGAAAAUCUUCUGCUACAAGUCUGCCCUCACGGCGCACCAGGAGACACACACCAAGAAGUCCUUCAAGUGCGAGAAGUGUGGUGAAUCCUUCUACAAAAACGAAGACCUCACAAUUCAUCAGAAAGUUCACACCAGGGAGAAAACUUACGCAUGUAAAGAAUGUAACAAAAUUUUCUACCACCUGUCAUCUCUCAGUAGACAUCUGAGAACCCAUGCUGGGGAGAAGCCCUAUGCAUGUGAUCAGUGUGACAAAUCCUUCUACCAGAAACCACACCUCACGGAACACCAGAAAACACACACGGGGGAGAAACCCUAUGAGUGCACUGAGUGCGGGAAGUUCUUCUAUGUGAAGGCAUACCUCUUGGUGCACCAGAAGACACACACAGGGGAGAAACCCUUUCAGUGUAAGGAAUGUGGGAAUUACUUUUCUCAGAAGUCACACCUCACAGUCCAUCAGAGGACACACACAGGGGAGAAACCCUACAAAUGUAAGGAGUGCGGGAAACUUUUCUCCCGAAAUUCACACCUCAAAACCCACCAGAGAACUCACACAGGGGAGAAACCCUACAAAUGCAAGGAGUGUCAGAAGUGCUUCUAUCAGAAGUCGGCCCUCACGGUCCAUCAGCGCACACACACGGGGGAGAAACCCUUUGAGUGUAACAAAUGCGGGAAAACCUUUUACUAUAAGUCAGACCUCACCAAGCAUCAGAGAAAGCACACCGGGGAGAAGCCUUAUGAGUGCACCGAGUGUGGGAAAUCUUUCUCUGUGAAUUCAGUCCUCAGGUUACAUCAAAGGACUCACACAGGAGAGAAACCCUAUAAAUGCAAGGACUGUGGGAAAUCCUUUUCUCAGAAGUCACAUUUUAUUAUACAUCAGAGAAAACACACAGGGGAGAAACCCUAUGAGUGUCAGGAGUGUGGGGAAACCUUUAUCCAGAAGUCACAACUCACUUCCCAUCAGAAGACACAUACCCAGAAGGAAAAGGCUCGUAAGUGAUAUGGGCUCAGGCUUUCUGUGGGAAUUAACCUUUCUAUCAUAAUUCAUACAGGAUCUGCAUGUGAUGGCAUUCAGGAGACUGAGGUAGGAGGGUUGUUGUGGGUUCGAGGUCAGCCUGAGAGUAAUUCCAGGUCAGCCUGUGCUAGAGAAAGACUCUACCUCAAAAAACCAAGGUGGGGGGGGGGAGGUUUAUAAUUCAUACAAAAGAAAAAUCUCAUCAAAAGGAAAAAGUUUGAGUCAUAAAGUUUUCCUUAUAGAAUUAUCAGCAAAUGCACAGAAAGUAAUAUGUAAACUUAUUAUGUAAUUAUAACACAGUAGACUUUACUAAAUAUUGGGAGACAUGGAUGGAAGAAAUUAUACAAAUUUGUAAAGCAUAAAAGGAACUUUAUUUCAGAAAUCGUACUUUAUACAAUAUAUAAAUAACCCAGAGCACAAGGAGUAAGUUAAAGGAAUGCCAAGUUUUCUAUUAGGGCAUCUAGCACUACAUCCAACCAGUGCAAAUACAUGAGAAACUCCUGUGGGUACCUUGAAUUUUCAGAAACCAUUCCAUGUGAGUUACAUUCAUCUUAGAGGACUCAAGAGGAAUAAGUGCAAAGAUUGCAACAAAAAUGGAAGCCUUUAUCGAGCAUUUGUUGAUGUCUCAUUGACUGCCAAUCAUAUCAUUAGCACUUACACUGUACCUUUACAGAUAUUUUAAAUAUUUGGAGUACUACCAACAAGAAUUCAAAGAAUUUUGUACUAGGAUGUGCAGUUACACUACAAGUGAUGUUACUGGUCCCAAUGUUUGUGUUUCUUCUAAAGAAAUAAUUAUCGAAACUUACGAAUGUCCAGCCAAGAUAAUCAGGAAGCAUCAGUGAAGGCUUUGGUACGUAGGCAAUGUGCCUGUGAGUAUUCUGUAAAACAAAAUCUUCAAAUGCUUGAGUUGCAUGUAGUGCCUGCCCAUCACUGUACACAGGAAGACAUUUGUCCCUAGUCUAGUCGGUGUUACGUGUGAGAAAAUGUGCCACCUCAUGUCUACAAUGCCUAUUAUUAAUAGUGUUACUAUAUUUAUCGAUGUGUAAUCUUUGAAAUAAUAAUGAACCUUUCUAUUUCCUAGCACUUGUUAGUAAACCAACCCUUCAAUAAGAAACUGAUUUUUUAAAAAAUUCAGUUAUCUUGUGAUCAGUUAAAUUUUGAAUUAGGGACACAUUUAUUUUUAGCAAAAAAUUUCAGCUGUUUCUGAAACAGAUGAAAAUAGUAAUAGUUAUCUUGCCAUUGAUGUUGUCACAGGGUAUAGGAUGAUCUGUGUUUUGUAGCAGAGCCCAAACUGUUCUUGCAUUUCUUGUCUGCCUAGUAGCUAACGGCUCCCGCCGCUUCGACCCGGACUCCAGCCUGGGCAUGCGGCUCAGCCACGCUGUGCCUUACCUUCCUUUCACGUAUGAGUAGUGAUGGUAGCCUCUUAGAAUUGCUUUAAUCUUGAAAUAGGUUGCUAUUUUCAAAGCACUUAGAACAGCGUCUAUAAAACAUAAGAAGUAUAUGUUAGAUGUUAUUGUUAUUCCGAUUUGUAUUUCCUGAAGUAUGUGGUGAAAAGAAAAUGUUGCUAAGCCAACAUUUAUUUCCCCACCCCCUUGCUGUUAGUGCCUUCACUCGGUUUGGUUGUUCGUUUCCCUACCGGGACUCAGUAGCAGAUUCUGAGCAGGUAAAGGCCAAGGGUUGGUGAACCACACUCCAUCAGCAAGAUCCACUGCCCAUUUUAUAGUUUUAUAUUAGUACAGGACUGGGGGGAAAAAAAAUGAAAGAGUGUUUUGUAACCCAGAAAGAUUGUAUGGCAUGAAAACUUCAGUGUCCAUGAAUAAAGCACUUUGAAAGCACCAAUGUAAACAAACCCAUUUGUUUAUGUUUGGCCUGCGUCUGCUUUCCAACAGAACUGCGCGUAGUGGCAGAGACCACGUGGCCCACAGUACCUAAGACGUUCACCACAAGGCACUUUACAGCAUACGCUUUCCAUUACUCAGCUGAAAAUGUUGCAAAUGGUAUAAAAGUAGAUUUUCGUAAAUGCUAUGUGUGUCAAGUAUAAUACGUACAACAAUAUGGGAGUGAGUGAUUUCUGUGUAGCGUGUUUACUGUGUGCAUUAUAUUUAUAUGAUGAAAGCCUACACUUUAAGUAUUUUUCCCAAAGAAACAUGUUUUUUACUUGCUGACUUGUUAUACCAUCAAAAUUAAUUUCCUGUUGAAAUGUAGCAAAUAUAAGAAAUAAAAUUUGUCUAAAAUAAGAUGAAUUUUUAGUUGACGCCACAUUUAUCUUCUUCCAA
Molecule: messenger RNA, 4018 nt
Organism: Jaculus jaculus (lesser Egyptian jerboa)
Lineage: Eukaryota; Metazoa; Chordata; Mammalia; Rodentia; Dipodidae
Gene: Znf25
Product: zinc finger protein 25
Exons: 7
Coding region: 360-1727 (455 amino acids)
Biological process (GO): regulation of DNA-templated transcription
Source: RefSeq, a predicted model, not a curated record